GAAAAAAUCAAAUUUUGGUACAAUGCAAUGUUAUCGUAAAAAUAUUUUUUCAGUUUAUUUUGACAUGCUGUUUGUUAUAUUUUACAAAUCAUAUUGAAUAUUUCGAGUAUUGCAUUUAGUUUGCUAUCUAGUGACAAUUCUUUUGGCCAAUCAGAGUGCUAAGAUUUUGAAUUCUGGGCGCCAUAUUGGAAUAUAAAAAAGAGGAACAUGAAUAGCUGCAACAACAUAUAACAAUAGAACAGCAUGUCUCAAUCAAGAACAAGAGCAUUAACAUAUGGGAGACAUAAACAGAGGGUCGUGAAGGAUGAUGGUUUUGAUGUGUUUGGAUCCAGGGAAGAGAAGCUCAAUGUUUUCAGUUUCUCAUCGGAAUCUAGCAUAAAUGAUGUGUCUGUAGAAUCAAACUCGUCAGCUAAACAACCUGCAGUACUUCUAGGGCUUCCAGCAGCAGGAAGAAGGAAACAGACUAAGAAAAAUGUAUGUUGUAAGACCUCAACACGAGGCAAGCACAAUAAAGAAAACAAUGACAUUGAUACGACAGAGAGGAGGCAGAAUAGAAGAUGUAAAGUCAAGAAAACAUACACCCUCUCUUCAUCAUCUGAUGAUUCCUGUUCAAGCAACAAUAGUGGUGUCAUGUUUGUAUCUGAGGUGCAGCCCCCAACUAGGAAAGCCCUCAAGGAUCGAAAUGCUGUGAUAAAUGAUAUCUCUCUUGAAGACAAUAACAAGAAAACUAAAGGAACAAAAGCUGCUAAAAAGAAACCUUCCACAAAAACUAUAAAAAAUGAUAAGGUUAAACCAACUAAAGCUAAAUUAAAUGUAAAAACUUCUAAAUCCAAAGAAGUUGAGAAAUUGUUGGAGGAAGGACAAAGUUUAGAAACAGGAAAAAAUCGAAGAGUUAAACGGAAUGUAAUUCCUUCAGUUAAUUUUAGUGAAUUUAGCUCGUAUAGUUUGAUAAUCAGUGAGUCUUCAAAUGCUACUGAAGAACUUAUUAUAGAGCCUGAUAUUGAACCAACUGGGACCCCACACGGAGGGACUCCAAAUGAGGGGACCCCACAUAUGAAAACAAGGACAACCAGAAAAAAUACCUCAGCUGUGACAAGCACUCCACAUCAACAAGCAGUAACUAUUCACAAAGCUUUGACUAAGGAUCCUAAAUUAUCUAAAGUGCAUGAGUUAUCAGUCAUUGACCUAGUAGAGUCAAGUCCUGAGACAUCGCACAUUGGAUUAAAUCACAGUAAAAAUUCAUCAGAGCACUCACCUAUCAAUUUAAGUAAAUCCAGGGAACAUAUAAAUGAUGUUGAGUUAUCCUUACAAAAUCUUUGCAUCUCAAGUAUAGCUGAAAGUCCAUAUUUCACUCCGAAAACAAGGAAAACAAAUGCAAUACUAAACACCAACAGUGCCAAUGGCAUUGUAGAUAAACUUAAACCCUGUCGUGUAAUACUCGAUAAAAUUCCCUCAGACUCAAGUUCACCCACAUCGAGUAAAUCCACAUCAUCAGAUUCAUGUAAGAACACACUAGAAAAUGUAACAGUUCGUGGUCGUAGAACUAGAUCCAAUAAAGGAUCAUCAGCAUCAUCGUCGUCUUCAUCCAAUGAUGAUUACUAUGAUCCAUCGAGAGAUCUGUUCUCUGAUAUGACGUAUGAUGAGAUACUCCAACAGAUAAGUGAAGAGGAUGAAGAGGAGGGAGGAGCAAGUGAGGAGGAAUCAGAUGAAGAUAGUGAGCCUGAAAUUGAAGAACUUAGUGACAUUGUUGAAGAUGAAGAACUUGAAGUAUCUGAUAUAGAGGAAAAUGAAGUUGAAGAUGAAGAAGAUGAUGUUAGUGAUGAAGAAGAUAUUAGUGAAGAACAAUCUGAGGAUGAUAUCAAAGAAGAGAGUGAUAUCCUCGAAAAUGAUGUUGAUGUUACAAGGUACAUGAUAUCUGAACUGUGUCUAGAUGACACAGAGACAAGUGCAAUGUCUUCCUACCAUACUGCUACCCAGGCUCUAGAGUCCCCUGCAAACCAGGUACAAGAGUCUCCCUUUCGAGGCUUCAGUGAACAUGAUUCACAUACAGCCAGUGAGAGCCUUAGGGCAAGACAGCUUGAACUUGAGGCAAGCUGCAGAUCAUUUGCUGAAAUGAUGACCCCUAAGAGGACAAAAACUCCAGCAUGUCCAGCAUUCUCCCCUCAUACUAAAAUCAUGGGACAGUGCAGGCAGGAGGGCUUCAUUAGUUUCUCUCAGUGCAUAACACCAAGUUUACUCAAGACCUGUGUUAAGAUAGGGGAAGGUGUGUAUGGUGAAGUGUUCAGAGCAUUGAACUCACGUAAGCAGCCUGUUGUUUUUAAGGUGAUUCCGAUAGAAGGAGAUUUUACAGUUAACGAUGAACCUCAGAAAACUUUUGAGGAAAUCCUGCCAGAAAUAGUGAUCUCAAGAGAGCUCAGUGAGUUGCGAAGUUGCAGUACCAACCAGACAGAUGUUUUCUGCCAGGUUAACAGCGUUGCUUGUGUCCAGGGAUGUUACCCUGAUAGGCUUCUUAACCAGUGGGACACAUUCAACGAGACCAAACACUCGGAGAAUGAUAGACCAGAUGUAUUCUCAGAUGAACAGCUCUUUAUUGUGUUUGAGUUUGGAGAUGGAGGCUCUGAUUUGGAGCACUUUCAGUUCCGUGAUGCCCUUCAAGCCAAGAGCCUUCUCCAUCAGGUGACUGCGGCACUUGCAACUGCUGAGCUUGAGUUCCAGUUUGAGCAUCGUGAUCUCCACUGGGGUAACGUUCUUGUGAGGAACACUACAGCUCCGAGUGUACGAUACAAGAUAGAUGGCGAGACUGUAGAAGUGGAGAGUCUUGGCGUUCAUGCUUGUAUCAUUGACUUCACUUUGUCCAGGAUGCGGAAAGAUGGUGUAACAGUGUUCACAGACCUUUCAACAGAUGAGAGUCUGUUUGAGGGAAAGGGGGAUCACCAGUUUGAUGUCUAUAGAAUGAUGAGGGAUGAAAAUGAGAAUGACUGGGAGCCCCACCAUUCAUUCUCCAAUGUACUAUGGAUUCAGUACCUGGCAGACAAACUGAUAAAGAUGAAGAGCUAUCCUGAUAGUAAAUCAAGAGACCAUAAAAGCAUUAUGAGAGACUUCAGAAACUUUCAUAGAGAGUGCUUAGACUUUCAAAGUGCCCUACAUUUACUCAAAGAAAGCCCAUUUUUCCAAUCAUGAUAUCUACAAUAUUGAUGACAAGGGGGAAUAAUUUAUACGCUAUCAGAUGAUUGAUUUACGCUAGUGUGGUGGUAUUCUUGGGAUUACGCUCAUAAAUUGGAAGGAUGGAGGAUUUUAUUCCAUGAUAGUGAAAUUAUGAGCAAUUUGAUGGAUUAUAUGAAAAUAUGGAUAUAAACGAGAGUACAGUAUAUGAUUCUCAAACUUCUCGGAUCAUGUAAUUCUGAAUCAUUCAGUUAUAGGCUCUAUCCACAUAUACAGUGAAGUACCAGUCCAGUCAUCAAUACCAGGAUAUUACUUUCGCUCAAUAACCGAGCCAUUGCCAAAAAAAUAUCAAACUAAACUAUGUUUCAUGUAUUUACACAUUUUGCCACAAAGAACAUACCAAAUAUACAUUACAUUAUACUUAUAACAUUAUUAAUUUAAACUACAAACUGUAACGCUAGUAGUAUUGAAAAUAAAUAAGUCCUACAACAAAUUAAUUACUGACUUUGAUAUCUUUUAAUCUACUGAAUAUAUUUAAAAUAUUCAUGUAAAGUUGAAUGACCCAAAAUGAAACCCACAAAUUAUGAAAAAUUCAACAAUUAUCAUGAAACCUUCAUGGACCUUCUGAAAUCACAUUUCCCAUUUUGGACAUCCUCUCCCAUUAAAUCACUCAAUAAUGCAAAUUUUUAAAUGGAUUUUCAGUCUGUCUUCUGAAUUUUGAAACAUUACAGUUGCAUUUUAUUCCUUCAUUAUUUCCAGAUGAUUUAAACAAUUUUGUUGAAAUUCUAUAUGUGAUUACUUGGAAGCAUAUUUACGCUGUCUAAUUAUCACUGUAUUUGUCUUGAAUUUGGUGAGCGUUUUAAGACGGUUGGUGCCGUUUCAGUUGUUUAAUUUAGACCAUUUUUAAAAUAGUUUUUAAGAACAAUUAAACUGGACUCGGCGAGGUAUAUGAUAAAGAUAUGAGAUU
Molecule: messenger RNA, 4129 nt
Organism: Owenia fusiformis
Lineage: Eukaryota; Metazoa; Annelida; Polychaeta; Sabellida; Oweniidae
Source: the annotation of a GenBank genome assembly